Molecule: messenger RNA, 249 nt
Organism: Trypanosoma brucei brucei TREU927
Lineage: Eukaryota; Euglenozoa; Kinetoplastea; Trypanosomatida; Trypanosomatidae
Exons: 1
Coding region: 1-249 (82 amino acids)
Source: RefSeq, a predicted model, not a curated record
AUGUAUCGCAACAUGUUGGUUAUCCUGACUCUCAAGAAUUGUUACCAGCUCCUGCCAGACAUUUCAAACCCUUGCAUGAACAAUAAAAACUUUCAACGCCGGCAGGCCAACCGCUUACCAUCUGUAUGGUUAUAUAUCAUUUUCACACACCACACGGGCAUUAAGAUGUCUUACAAGUAUGUAUUUCUCCGAGUGCCCACACAUAUAUUUAUUGUGAUGUACCAAAAUGUGUGUAUUAUUGAAGCAUAA